This is a messenger RNA of Drosophila subpulchrella, 1548 nucleotides long. Its product is annotated as peritrophin-48. The transcript is spliced from 2 exons. Gene Ontology annotation, molecular function: chitin binding; biotin binding. Bases 1 to 1548 code for a protein of 515 amino acids. Gene Ontology annotation, cellular component: extracellular region. NCBI's taxonomy places the organism in Eukaryota, Metazoa, Arthropoda, Insecta, Diptera, Drosophilidae. The record is from RefSeq and is a predicted model, not a curated record.
AUGGGUGGACACAAAGGAUCCAUCAUCGCAGCGGUGGCGCUGCUGGUCGCCUGUGCCGCUCCAGCAACAGCCGAUUUGAACGUGACCGCCUUGUGCCUGCUGGUCAGCAAUGGCAACUACGUGGCCAGCCAGGACUGCUCGACGUACUACCAGUGCCAGGGAUCCUCGUACACGGCCAUGUCCUGUCCCACGGGCUACUACUUCGACAAGAAUGCCCAGCAGUGCACGGGUAGUGUGCCGAGCACCUGCACCAGCAGCACGAAUCCUUGUCUGGGCAAGGCGGUGGGCACCUUUGCCGCAUCCACUUCGUCCUGCGGUGGCUACUACUAUUGCGGUGCCUCCGGCGCCGUGAGUGGCAAUUGUCCUGCCGGCGAGAAUUUCAAUCCCACGACCAUGGCCUGUGUGUACAGGAGCAGUUAUCCCUGCUCGGAAUCCAGCAGCGGAGACAGUCUGUCGGCCUCGUCGGUGACCCUCAACAUGUGCAAUCUGAUCAAGGAUGGCAUCUACUUUGGCAGUCCCUCGAACUGCAGUCGUUGGAACUACUGCCAGGACAACAUCCUGCGCUCGGGAUCCUGCGGGAAUGGACUGGUCUACAAUGUGCAGGCCAGCAACUGCGGCUAUAAGACGAUGUCAUCCUGCUCCCAGGUCACCAAUGAUCCAUCUCUGACCGGAGUGGUCACGAAUCCCACCACCUGCACCUUGGCGGGAUCGAUGAUCGCGGCCACCGCUUGCAAUCAGUACUAUCUGUGCUCCUCCAGUCUCAACUACCAGCUGAUGACCUGCCCCUCGGGACUCUUCUACGAUACCAUCUCGAAGGCAUGUGUGGCCAGAAUGAGUGCCAGGAACAACUGUGACAGGUGUUUGGGCAGUACCGCCAGCUUCGUAAAUGCCUAUUCGUCCAGCAACUGCUCCGACUACCUGUACUGCGUGAAUGGUGUCCAGAAGGCCGUAGAUAGCUGUCCCACCGGCUACUACUUCCACGAGAGCUCCGGAUCCUGUGUCAACGGCGUGGAGCCCAAGUACCUGUGCUGCAAUCCAACGGGAAGCGACGGAAUUGAGACCACCGCUGCUCCAUCCACCGGAACCUCCUCUGGAUCGUCGUCCUCCGGAACCUCCACGGGAAAUUCUACCGACACCUCUACGGGAAAUUCUACCUCUACGGGAACUUCUACUGGAACCUCUACGGGAACCUCCACCGGAACCUCUACGGGAACCUCUACGGGAACCUCUACGGGAACCUCUACGGGAACCUCCACCGGAACCUCUACUGGAACCUCUACGGGAACCUCCACCGGAACCUCUACUGGAACCUCCACCGGAACCUCCACCGGAACCUCUACCGGAACUUCCACUGAUACUUCCUCAAAAACCGAUACCUCCAGUGGAACAUCCGAUAAAACAUCUACAGGAACCUCUACGGGAACCUCCACCGGAACCUCUACCGGAACUUCCACUGAUACUUCUUCAAAAACCGAUACCUCCAGUGGAACAUCCGAUAAAACAUCUACGGGAACUUCCACCGGAACUUCAACUGGAACCACAAAAUAA